CCAGGCGGAGAGGCGGGGCGAUGAGGGCGGAGCCUCUGUCGUUUUCCUGGCGGGCCGUAUUCGCGCGCUAUCUUCCGUGGCUCUCGGCUCCCGUUCGCUGCGUGGCAUGUGGUCAAGUCACGGUGGGUAUGACAGUGCGUAUGGCGGAGGAGGAGGAUAUACACAGUCGCCUGGAGGAUUCGCAUCACCUUCUGCAACGCAAGGCGAAAGAAAACCGAGGUCAAGAUCGCAGAAUAUUGUUCCCUGUACAGUGUCUCAGUUACUUUCUGCAGAACAAGCGGAUGAUGUUUUCAGAGUCCGAGAAGUUGAACUUUCACAGGUCACCAUCGUGGGUAUAAUCAGACAAGCUGAAAAGGCGCCAACAAACAUUCUGUAUAAAGUAGAUGAUAUGACUGCAGGCCCAAUGGAUGUGAGACAAUGGGUUGACACAGAUGAAGAAGGCAGUGAAAACAUUGUGGUGCCACCUGGGACAUACGUGAAAGUAGCUGGUCAUCUGCGAUCUUUUCAGAACAAAAAGAGCCUUGUUGCAUUCAAGAUCAUGCCGCUGGAAGAUAUGAAUGAGUUCACUAUGCAUAUGCUUGAAGUUGUCAAUGCACACAUGAUGCACAGAAAAAGCAACAUGUCUUCCGUGAAGACGCCACAGUCACUUGGUAUGACAGGGAUGGGCAGCAUGCCAAGCUAUGGAGGAAGUGAUGCCAUGUCAGUGGGUGGGCUUACCCCACAUCAGAGCCAGAUCCUGAAUUUGAUUAAAAGCUGCACAACAACAGAAGGCAUAAGUCUUCAAGAUCUGAAGUCCCAGUUGCAUAGUAUGAAUCUGCCAACAUUGAAGAAAGCUGUUGAGUUUCUUAGCAGCGAGGGACAUAUCUAUUCCACAAUUGACGAUGAGCACUUUAAAUCGACAGAUGCCGAUUAAGGCCUAGUUCAGUCAUAAUCAUAGUUGUUUUUUGGGCUAUGAUCAUGAUGGUUGCACCAGGUUUGAUAGUAUUUCUGAAGGUCAUGCUUAUGAACCAAGUGGAUUCUAUCUAGAUUAGAAGAAGUUCAUUUGUUGACAUCACUUUGGAAUUGUAUUUCAACUUUACCUGACUUCUAUUAAGUAGAGCAAUCCUAGAAAAAUGCUUAGAAUUAUUUUUUUAAAUAGUACUUUGAGUGUAUAAUGGCCAUAUUUCAAGUAACUUCCAAUGCCUCAAAUAAAGCUAUUUUCUGAUUUUG
Molecule: messenger RNA, 1209 nt
Organism: Sceloporus undulatus (fence lizard)
Lineage: Eukaryota; Metazoa; Chordata; Lepidosauria; Squamata; Phrynosomatidae
Gene: RPA2
Product: replication protein A2
Exons: 9
Coding region: 107-913 (268 amino acids)
Biological process (GO): double-strand break repair via homologous recombination; nucleotide-excision repair; DNA replication
Cellular component (GO): DNA replication factor A complex; site of double-strand break; nucleus
Molecular function (GO): DNA binding
Source: RefSeq, a predicted model, not a curated record